Molecule: messenger RNA, 2335 nt
Organism: Prunus mume (Japanese apricot)
Lineage: Eukaryota; Viridiplantae; Streptophyta; Magnoliopsida; Rosales; Rosaceae
Source: RefSeq, a predicted model, not a curated record
GAAAGCUUGUCUAAAUUAAAUGCCCUGCGAUUUGAAUUAACAACCAAUAAAAUGUGACAAAUUUGCAACUGGGGUCCACCGUCCACAGCCUUGACAAUAAAAUGUGGCAAAAUUGUUUGUUUUUCUCAAAAUAAAAUCAAAAUAAGCAAAACCCUUUAAACCCUUGUCUCUCUCCCUGGCCUUCUCUCUCGACCAAAGUAGAUGUUAGCUAUUUCAAGAAUGAAGGCCCUCAUCUCCGCCACAACGUUCUCAACCUACUCCGUUCCUCACAUCUCCAAGACCACACCUUUGGCCCUCUCAUCUUUAGCCUCUAAGUCCUUUUCAUUCAACCCACCAACCCUUUUCCAGAACCCCAAUCUUCUCCUCCCAAAUCCCAAUCUUUUUGUGCCGAAAACCUGCAUUUCUUCAGUUCAGAACCGAUGUAUGCAAAUGGAGACGGCUUCUCGCCAACGGUCCGGUGAGAUUCACGUGAUCGUCGGCCCAAUGUUCGCCGGCAAGACCACGACGCUUCUUCGUAAAGUUCAAUCCGAGAGAGGCGAUGGCAGCUUUCAGGUCAAGCCCCAAAAGCACAUCCCAGUGGAUAAAACACUGAAGGGACUCUGCUAUUCAGGAAGAUUGGCCGAAGCCAUUGGGCUAUUGUGCCAUACAGGGUUAGAGGUAGACCCAGACACCUAUGCUCUUCUAUUGCAAGAAUGUAUAUUUAGGAAAGAGUAUAAGAAGGGGAAAAUAAUUCAUGCACAAAUGAUCGUUGUGGGGUUUGUUCUCAAUGAAUAUUUGAAGACCAAGUUGUUGAUCUUGUAUGCAAAAUCAGGAAAUUUAGGAACUGCCCACAUUUUGCUUGAUAAGUUGCUUGAGAAAAGCUUGGUUUCAUGGAAUGCAAUAAUUGCAGGGUAUGUGCAAAAGGGACUGGAAGAUGUGGGAUUGAGUCUUUAUUACAAGAUGAGACAUGGUGGUUUGAUCCCAGACCAAUAUACCUUUGCAUCAGUGUUCAGGGCGUGUGCCUCUUUAGCAACACUGGAGCAUGGGAAGCAAGCCCAUGGUGUCAUGAUAAAGUGCCAAAUUGGAGAAAAUGUUGUAGUCAAUAGUGCCCUCAUGGAUAUGUACUUCAAAUGUAGUGAUUUAUGUGAUGGGCAAAGGGUAUUUGAUACAUGUCAAAAUAGGAAUGCCAUUACCUGGACUGCUUUGAUAUCUGGUUAUGGUCAGCAUGGAAGAGUUGUAGAGGUCUUAGAUUUUUUUCAUAGCAUGAAGAGUGAAGGUUUCAGACCAAAUUAUGUUACUUUUAUCUCAGUUCUUUCUGCUUGUAGUCAUGGAGGUUUAGUUGAUGAGGCUUGGGAAUAUUUUUCUUCAAUGACAAGAGAUUAUGGAAUUCACCCAAGAGCACAGCAUUAUGCUGCCUUGGUUGACCUUUUAGGACGUGCUGGGCAGUUAGAAGAGGCCUAUGAGUUUGUUUCGAACUCACCUUGUAAGGAGCACUCAGUGAUGUGGGGUGCUUUUCUUUGGGCUUGUAGAAUUCAUGGAGACAGAGACUUGUUAAAGCUUGCAGCAAAGAAAUACUUCGAAUUGGAACCAGAAAAUGCUGGAAAGUAUGUAGUCUUGUCUAAUGCUUAUGCCACUUUUGGGUUGUGGGACAAUGUUGCUAAGCUUAGGUCUAUGAUGACGGAUUCAGGGAUGAGAAAGGAGCCUGCUUAUAGCAAAGUAGAGGUUCAAAAAGAGGUCCACUUCUUUCUUAAGGGUGAUACAUAUCACAAACAAUCCAAGGAGAUUUAUGAGAUGGUUAAAUUGGUUGAUUGCUCUCUAAAGGAUUCAGGUUAUGUUCCUCAUUUAAGUGGAAGCUCAUUUAUGUAAUGGAAAAGUGCUUAUUUCCUAGGAAUGUCUCUCUUUUGCCUGUCUUGUAAAGAACUCGAUACAUAAGUGCUUCAUGCUUGAGAUGUCUACUUUGGUCUUGUCUGAAAAACCAAUUAAACAUGCAGUGAUAUACUCACAGAAAGUUAACUAAUCAGUGUCAUAAGCGUGAUAGAAAUUGCAGUCUUUAGGAAGUUGAAAAGCAUGUAAGAGAGAAAAUUGUUUAUAUUCAGUUCAUGAGCCCUAUGCAUGCCAGAAGCUUGCAAGUGUUUUUUCCUUUAGGUUCUUAGUGAGAAGAAGAAAGCCACACAAAUGUAGAUGAUACUUCAUAGAAUGUAUCAGCCAAGUGCUUAGUAAAUACUUUUCCAAAGCUUCAGCUUGAUAACUAGAAGUUGAGAGUUGAUGUUUAUAUACAGUGGUAAUACCCCUAGUACUGGACAUUAAUAACUAUCUCUAGGAUUGAUCUUUGCAAUGUUGGAGGACUCUCAUGAUU